GUUCCUCCUCCGGUCUCGCGCUCGAUGCCACAGCGGCCCCGACCACUGUCACCAUGGCUUCGGCCGGGACGGGGAUGACCGAGCGCGAGCUGGAGGGCUGCCGGGAACUGGUGGAGCUGCUCCAGACCGACGACCUGCUGGCGCUCAGGGACACGUCACCAACCGUCUCGUGCAGCCCGACAGCCGCCAAGUAUAUUUUUGGAUCACCCCUACACUCGACAAGCACUCAAGAAGCCAUACGUGCCAUCUUACUCUACAGUCAGAGUGCUGAAGAGCUGUUGAAGAGAAAGAAAGUAUUUCGAGAGAUAAUCUUCAAGUACUUGGCAACAGGAGUUAUAGUGCCGCCUUCUUCUGAAAAGCACCAGCUUGUUACUCGUGCAAAGCAGCACUGGUGUGAACAGCUGAAAACUUUUGCCUCAGAGGAAAAACAUGCUAAUACAGAGAAACCUGAAGAGGGGGAAAAGCAAGGAGGAGACAAACAAGAUGAUGCCAAAGAGUGUCACAGUCUGGGAGAGGAAUUUUGUCAGUGGUUCUUUGGAAUUCUGAACGCUCAGAACCCUUUGAUUGGAGAGCCACAUGGAGAAUGGGGGCCACAACACUUUUGGGAUGACAUAAUACUAAAGUUUUGUUACAACACUUCAGAACAAAACAUGGAAGAGUACACGGGUGCAGAAUUGGUGAGCCUCCGCUUACUGUCAUUGGUGAAAGAAGAAUACAUAUUCUUCUUUCACCAAUAACAGUGCAGCCCAGACUUCCUGUUGGA
Molecule: messenger RNA, 763 nt
Organism: Elgaria multicarinata webbii
Lineage: Eukaryota; Metazoa; Chordata; Lepidosauria; Squamata; Anguidae
Exons: 4
Coding region: 54-737 (227 amino acids)
Source: RefSeq, a predicted model, not a curated record